Microtus ochrogaster (prairie vole) is the source of this 2040-nucleotide messenger RNA. RefSeq names its product solute carrier family 49 member 3 (gene Slc49a3). Lineage: Eukaryota; Metazoa; Chordata; Mammalia; Rodentia; Cricetidae. Gene Ontology annotation, cellular component: membrane. The record is from RefSeq and is a predicted model, not a curated record. Gene Ontology annotation, biological process: transmembrane transport. Gene Ontology annotation, molecular function: transmembrane transporter activity. The transcript is spliced from 11 exons. Bases 94 to 1668 code for a protein of 524 amino acids.
CCCUUUUGGGCACCUUCCACUGCGGAUGAAGUUCCCGGUGCAGAACACACAGGCUGUGUCCUCGGAUAUCCUACCCACGCGCAGCACUUUGCCAUGAAAUGCACGCAGACGGCCGAGACUACGGGGGACAGGCUGGAAGCCUGGGACAGGUCGGGGACAUCUGCAAACGCCGGAGACGAGGUGCCUGUUCCCCGCGUCUAUGCGCGCCGCUGGGUCUUCCUGCUGGCUGUCAGCCUUCUGAGCUGCUCCAACGCGACGCUAUGGCUCAGCUUCGCACCUGUAGCAGACACCAUCGCACAGCACUUCCUCCUGUCCAUGGAGCAGAUCAACUGGCUGUCACUAGUCUACCUUGUGGUAUCCAUCCCAUUUGGCAUGGCAGCCAUCUGGGUUCUGGACUCUGUUGGGCUCCGUGGAGCGACUAUCCUGGGUGCAUGGUUGAAUUUUGCUGGGAGUUUGCUACGUGCUGUGCCCUGCUUGGAUGUCAGGAUCCCCAGUCCAUUUGCCUUCUUCCUGAGUGGCCAGAGCCUCUGUGCCUUGGCCCAGACCCUGGUCAUCUCUUCUCCAGCCAAGCUGGCUGCCUUAUGGUUCCCAGAGCACCAGAGAGCCACAGCUAACAUGAUCGGCACUAUGUCAAAUCCUCUGGGCAUCCUUGUGGCAAAUGUGCUAUCUCCUGCCCUAGUCAAGAAGGCAGAAGACAUCCCCAUGAUGCUUGGUAUCUACAUUAUCCCUGCUGCCCUUGCCUGUCUCUUGGCCACUGCCUGCCUCUGGGAGAGCGUGCCUCCUAGCCCGCCAUCCACAGGGGCUGCCAGUUCCACUUCAGAGAGUUUCCUCCACGGCCUCAAACUGCUCAUCCAGAAUAAGGCCUAUGUCAUCCUGGCCAUAUGCUUCGGUGGUGGCAUUGGCAUCUUCUCCAGCUUCUCAGCCCUCCUGGAACAGAUCCUUUGUGCCAAUGGCUACUCCAAUGAGUUCUCAGGCCUCUGUGGGGCUCUCUUCAUCGUGUUUGGGAUUUUGGGGGCACUGCUUCUAGGCCUGUAUGUGGAUCGGACCAAGCACUUCACCGAAGCCACCAAGAUAGGCCUCUGUCUGACUUCCAUGACCUUCGUGGCCUUUGCUCUGGUGUCCCAGCUGCAGGGACAGACCUUUGCGUUGGCCGCCAUCUGCUCCCUCCUGGGGCUGUUUGGCUUCUCAGUGGCACCCGUGGUCAUGGAGUUGGCAGUUGAAUGCUCGUUUCCUGUGGGUGAAGGUGCCUCUGCUGGCUUGAUUUUUGUCCUGGGGCAGGCCGAGGGUGUGCUCAUCAUGCUGCUACUGACGGCGCUGACCAUGAGGCGAACGGGCCCAUCCUUUUCUACCUGCCAGCAGGGCGAGGAGCCUCUAGACUGGACAGUGUCUCUGCUGCUGAUGGCUGGCCUGUGUACCGUUUUCACCUGUGUCUUGGUGCUCUUCUUCAACACCCCGUAUCGACGCCUGGAGGCUGAGUCUGGAGGGCCCCCGUCACCCAGGAUAUGUGACAGGGAGCCAACGAUAAUAAGCUCCACCCAAGUGCCGCCCCUUGAGACUUCUGGCUUAACACCUCCAGCUGGGGCCUUGCAGGAAGCUCCUUGUCCUGCCUCUCUUCCCAAAGGACACUCAGAAUGGGCAGAGACAUCUGGUAAAGCAGAGACUUGCUAGGGUCUCUGUCUGUGCCUGUCACGCUAAAAACUCUGACAGGGACACAAAGUCUUUAGCAUACCUAGGGCAUGAGAGGAUUGCCUUUUGGUCCUUAGGUAGACAACGAUAGGUUGAAAAUAACUGCUGUUGUGUGGAUACUGGUCAGUUAGGGUAGACCCUGGCCAAGCCAGACUUGUGGUGGCUGUUGUAUGGAUACUGGUCAGUUAGGGUAGACCCUGACCUAGCCAGACAUGUGUGGCUGUUGCAGGGAGCGUCUGUUCAGGGGCCAGAGUGAGUGGAAGAUUCCUGGUAGGAAACUGAAGGAGAUCUGUGGACCAUGGCAUGGCCAGUCUGAGGUAGACAGGUGUAGAAAGAUUUUUGUCUUAACUGUAU